Molecule: messenger RNA, 227 nt
Organism: Paramecium sonneborni
Lineage: Eukaryota; Ciliophora; Oligohymenophorea; Peniculida; Parameciidae
Source: the annotation of a GenBank genome assembly
AUGAUUUAGACUAGUGUUCGAAAAUCAGCCAAGGAUUACUAUGAUCAAGGUAUGAUAUAGAAUAAUUUAAAGGUUAAACUUCUUAUGAUCAGUAGAAUUGGUAAUAGUCUUUAAUUUAUUUGGAAAAAGCAAUCUCAAUGAAACCAGAUUAUCUUAAUGCAUAAUAUUUAAAAGGUUUGAAUNAAAAAAAAAAAUUUAUUUUUAACUAAUAAAUUGGUAACAGAUGA